Messenger RNA from Aquila chrysaetos chrysaetos, 9212 nucleotides. RefSeq names its product zinc finger SWIM-type containing 8 (gene ZSWIM8). The transcript is spliced from 27 exons. Gene Ontology annotation, molecular function: zinc ion binding. Gene Ontology annotation, cellular component: Cul2-RING ubiquitin ligase complex. Bases 1024 to 6492 code for a protein of 1822 amino acids. NCBI's taxonomy places the organism in Eukaryota, Metazoa, Chordata, Aves, Accipitriformes, Accipitridae. The record is from RefSeq and is a predicted model, not a curated record.
AGGUGAAGCUGGGAAGCGCGGAGCCAUCUUGGUGCCCGCGCCGGGCAGGGACCCGUCGCCGCCGCCGCCGUCGCGCCAGGACAGCGAACCGCCGUCGGGCUGGGCACGGGGGGGCGUCCGCGCGCGGGGCCCCGCUCGCCAUGGGCACCUAAGAACCUCGGGGUCCGACUGCGACGGGAGCAGCGGCGGCGGCGGCGGCGACGGGCUGCCUGCCCCCCCCCCCCCCCCCCCCCGCCCCUACCCGCCGGCGACCAGAGCCGGGCUCUCCCCGCCUGCCGCCGCCCGCGCCCCCAUGAGGCCGGAGCCGCUGCCCGCCGCCCGCUGGCGCCCGUGACGAGCUCGCCGGGAGGUCGCGCCGCCCCCGCCGCGGGCGCCCCGGCCCCGCCGGGCCGUUUUUAAGCCUCCGCCAGCGGGAGGGAAGUUGUCGUCCCGUCCGUUCCCCCCCCCCCCCGCCCCCCGCUGCCCCUUCCCGCCCUCGCCCUCCCUCCGGUUCCUGCACCGAGAGUGAGAAAAGCACAACCUCAGGGAGACCUGGCCCUGCGCACAGAUACCUGCUUUCCCCCGGCGGGAGCCCCGGAGAAGGAAACCGGCCCCUUCCCUCGUCCUCCAGCGCCGGGGCCGUGGGCGUCGGAAGCCUUCAGACCGUGUGGCCGGCAGGCACCUGUCCCGCCUGGAGGCAGCUCUCCUAGACCAACCAGCCCCCCUCCGGCUCAAGUACAUUUUGUGGACAUAAGCAUUUUUUUAACUUUUUAAAGAACUCGGGUUUUGGUUUUUUUUUUUGGUUUUUUUUGUUUGUUUGUUUGGGUUUUUCCUGGGAUUUUUACGAGCUUCCCCUCAGUUGAUUUCCUGCUUCUCCCACCUCAGAUAGCACUGGCUCUGUUUUUCCUGGUACUGUAGUAUGGGGAUCGAAUCAAAAUUGAGAUUUUAAGUACUGCAGGAGCCCUCAAGUCCAUCCACCUGUUAAAAGUGAGCAGUGCUGUUUCUGUCUUUAUUCUUUUCCCCCCACGUCGCCUGUCGGAUGUGAUGGAACUCAUGUUCGCAGAGUGGGAGGACGGGGAGAGGUUUUCAUUUGAAGACUCCGAUCGCUUUGAAGAAGACUCUCUUUGUUCCUUCAUCUCUGAGGCAGAGAGCCUUUGCCAGAACUGGAGAGGAUGGAGGAAGCAAUCGGCUGGACCCAAUUCUCCCACUGUCAAAAUGAAAGAUGGGCUGGUGAUCCCAUUGGUGGAACUGUCUGCAAAACAGGUUGCAUUUCACAUUCCAUUCGAGGUGGUGGAGAAAGUUUAUCCUCCAGUGCCUGAGCAACUGCAGCUUCGAAUCGCCUUCUGGAGUUUCCCAGAAAAUGAGGAAGAUAUCAGAUUGUACUCAUGUUUGGCGAAUGGCAGUGCAGACGAGUUCCAGCGAGGGGAGCAGCUGUUCCGGGUGAGGGCUGUCAAAGACCCUCUCCAGAUAGGUUUCCAUCUAAGUGCCACUGUGGUACCCCCACAGAUGGUGCCACCCAAAGGUGCGUACAACGUGGCGGUGAUGUUUGACCGAUGCAGGAUCACGUCAUGUAGCUGUACCUGUGGAGCUGGGGCCAAGUGGUGUGCUCACGUCGUGGCGCUCUGCCUCUUCCGGAUACACAAUGCAUCUGCGGUAUGCUUACGAGCACCUGUUUCUGAGUCCUUGUCUCGGCUACAAAGAGACCAAUUGCAAAAAUUUGCUCAGUACCUAAUCAGUGAACUUCCACAACAGAUUCUUCCAACAGCUCAGCGCUUGCUGGAUGAGCUGUUAUCUUCUCAGUCUACUGCCAUCAACACAGUGUGUGGAGCCCCAGAUCCCACUGCUGGACCCUCUGCAUCAGAUCAAAGCACCUGGUACUUAGAUGAAUCUACUCUGAGUGACAACAUAAAGAAAACCCUUCAUAAAUUCUGUGGACCCUCUCCUGUUGUUUUCAGUGAUGUGAAUUCAAUGUAUCUCUCUUCCACGGAGCCACCAGCUGCUGCUGAGUGGGCCUGUCUUCUGCGUCCCCUGCGAGGAAGAGAGCCUGAAGGAAUCUGGAACCUGCUUUCCAUUGUGCGGGAGAUGUUUAAGAGACGGGAUAGCAAUGCAGCUCCUUUGCUGGAGAUUCUGACUGACCAGUGUCUCAACUAUGAGCAGAUAACCGGCUGGUGGUACAGUGUGCGAACAUCUGCAUCACACAGCAGUGCUAGCGGGCACACAGGGCGCAGCAAUGGCCAGUCAGAAGUAGCUGCUCAUGCUUGUGCAAGUAUGUGUGAUGAGAUGGUUGUUCUUUGGAGGCUGGCUGUCCUUGACCCAACUGUUAGUCCACAGAGGCGCAGGGACCUUUGCUCACAGCUCAGACAGUGGCAGCUGAAAGUCAUAGAUAAUGUUAAGAGGGGUCAGCACAAGAAAUCACUGGAGAAGCUCUUCCAGGGUUUCAAGCCAGCUGUGGAAGCCUGUUACUUCAACUGGGAGGAAGCUUAUCCCAUUCCUGGGAUCACAUAUAGCAGCACUGACAAAAAGAACUCAUUCUGUUGGGUAAAGGCCAUCCAGCAGAGGAGUUGCCGGUUGCCGUGUACAGAAAUUGCCUGUGAGGCUGGUAGAACCCAUGGACAGGAGCCCGGGGGACCAUGUCUGCAGCCUGGGGACAGGCUGCGUCCCUCUCCCCAGGAGCCAGCAGUUCGUCCAAAGGAACUUACUGGAAAGCGGAAAGUUGUCUCUGAAACGCCACAGAGGGUUCUGAGACGGCUUUCAGCAGAAGGUGAUAAAGCUGUGUACAAGACUGCAGCGGGCAAAGCAAAGUUGCCAGUGAGCAAAGGCUUGACCAGUAAACAUAGUGGGAAACGCCGCAUGAGCAGUGAAGACAGCUCUCUGGAGCCAGACUUGGCAGAGAUGAGCCUGGAUGACAGCAGCUUGGCUCUGGGGGCAGAAGCCAGCAACACAUUUAGUUUUACAGAAAGCCCACUGAGCAGGAGCUACAGGGACACCUUUGAGGAGGAUGGUGGGGUGUACUUCUCUGAGGGACCUGAGCCCAGUGUCAGGAGCAGUUCCAUGGCCAAGAAAUCGCCCAAGGAUCCUGUGGGGGAAAUGGGUAGUGGUGAUGAUGACCUCCCUUCUGCAGAUGAGAACAGCGGUGGUGUGAGCCUGAAGCCAGAAGAAGUGGGAGAGAAUGGUGCAGCAGGGGGUGGGGAUGAUGGAGAAGACGACGAUGAUUACCAAGUAUACUAUCUGAAUCCACAAGAGGUAGCCAAGGAAGAUGAUGACAAAGCUGAAGGGGGAAAUGAAGAGGAGCAGGAUAUAUUUGCUGGUAUAAAGCCUCUGGAGCAGGAGAACCGGAUGGAGAUCCUGUUUGCCUGUGCAGAGGCCCUGUAUGCACAUGGAUACAGUAAUGAUGCAUGCCGCUUAACUGUAGAGCUUGCCAGGGACCUACUGGCCAACCCUCCAGAUCUCAAAGUGGAGCAACCACCAACUAAGGGUAAAAAGAACAAGGUAUCAACCAGCAAGCAGACAUGGAUGGCAACCAACACCUUGUCUAAAGCUGCUUUCUUGUUGACUGUGUUGAGUGAGCGGCUGGAGUACCACAACCUGGCCUUUCGAAUAGGAAUGUUUGCUCUGGAGCUGCAGAGACCACCUGCCUCUACAAAGGCUCUGGAGGUGAAGCUGGCAUAUCAGGAGUCUGAGAUUGUAGCCCUCUUGAAGAAGAUUCCCUUGGGCACUAAUGAGAUGAACACUAUUCGAGGAAGAGCUGAAGAACUGCGAGAAGGGACACUAUGCGAUUACCGUCCUGUCCUGCCUCUGAUGUUGGCUAGCUUUAUAUUUGAUGUCCUGUGCACUCCAGUGGUUUCUCCUACAGGCUCUAGACCCCCAAGCCGUAAUUGGAAUAAUGAAAUGCCUGGAGACGAAGAGCUUGGUUUUGAGGCAGCUGUUGCUGCUCUUGGCAUGAAAACAACUGUCAGUGAAGCAGAACAUCCUCUGUUGUGUGAAGGCACCCGAAGGGAAAAAGGGGAUCUGGCACUAGCCCUGAUGAUUACUUACAAGGAUGAUCAGUCUAAGCUGAAGAAGAUUUUAGACAAACUCCUGGACAGAGAGAGUCAAACUCACAAACCACAGACUCUGAGUUCCUUCUACUCAUCCAGCAAGCCUACAGUAGCAAACCAAAAAUCUCCUUCCAAACACGCUGCCCAGUCCACUGCAGCUAUCCAGCAGCUUCCAGGGACUUCUGUCACUCAGCAAGCUACUGUAAGCACUGCAGUCCAGAGCAGUCCUGAGAACUUUGUGGAGAAGAGUGCACAGGAGUGCUCUCAGAGGUCCCCCUGUGAGCCAGCUGCGGAGGCCACUGUCUUGAAACAAGAGGGAAAGGUCCCCAGUCGUCUGGCCCUUGGAAACCGAGGUGGAUACAAUGGGAGAUGCUGGGGUUCACCUGUCAGGCAGAAGAAGAAACACACAGGCAUGGCUAGUAUUGACAGCAGCGCUCCUGAAACCACCUCUGACAGUUCUCCAACACUCAGUCGACGUCCACUACGUGGGGGAUGGGCAACAACAUCGUGGGGCAGAGGUCAGGACAGUGACAGCAUCAGCAGUUCUUCAAGUGAUUCGCUGGGAUCUUCCUCUUCCAGUGGCAGUAGGAGAGCCAGUGGGGGAGCCCGCGCAAAGACUGUGGAAGUUGGCAGGUAUAAAGGGAGACGGCUGGAGAGCCAUGCUCCUCAUGUCCCAAACCAGCCCUCAGAGGCAGCUGCUCACUUCUACUUUGAAUUGGCCAAGACAGUCCUUAUCAAAGCAGGUGGAAACAGCAGUACCUCUAUCUUCACCCACCCUUCCUCCAGUGGUGGACACCAGGGACCACACCGCAACCUUCAUCUCUGCGCCUUCGAGAUUGGGCUGUACGCACUAGGGCUGCACAACUUUGUGUCUCCCAACUGGCUCUCUCGAACUUACUCCUCUCAUGUCUCUUGGAUCACAGGGCAGGCCAUGGAGAUCGGUAGCGCAGCCUUGAACAUCUUGGUGGAGUGUUGGGAUGGACAUCUGACUCCCCCAGAGGUGGCAUCAUUGGCAGACAGAGCUUCACGGGCCAGAGACUCCAACAUGGUGCGGGCAGCUGCUGAACUGGCACUCAGCUGCCUGCCCCAUGCCCAUGCCCUGAACCCAAAUGAGAUCCAGAGGGCUCUGGUGCAGUGCAAGGAACAGGACAAUCUGAUGCUGGAAAAGGCCUGUAUGGCAGUAGAAGAGGCAGCCAAAGGAGGUGGCGUGUACCCAGAAGUCCUGUUUGAAGUAGCUCACCAGUGGUACUGGCUUUACGAACAGACUGUUGGUGGGACCCCAGCCCAGAGAGAAGGUGCUACUGGCUGCAGUGCCAGUGGUGCACGGGCUGCCUCUGAAGUGGCACGUGGGUUGACAGACAACCGGGUGACCUCUGAGCCGACCACUGUAACAGUGGCAGCUGCGGUAACUGCGGCAGCAACAGUCAUGCCGGUGAUCUCUGUUGGGUCGACCAUGUACCAGCAGCAUACAAUGGCAGGGCCAGCAAUGGCACAUACGCACACGCAGGGUCUCCAUCCUUACACCACCCUUCAGACUCACAUCCCCUGUAAUCCCCAGUAUAUUGGACACACUAUCCAGCACAUGCCGCGCCCAGCUGUCUUCCCGGUCCCUGGCUCGGCGUACCCACAGGGUGUACAUCCAGCAUUCAUAGGAGCGCAGUACCCUUAUUCGGUAACAACGCCGUCAUUGGCAGCUACAGCAGUGUCAUUCCCCGGUGUGCCCGUCCCAUCCAUGACGCAGAUUGCAGUGCAUCCCUAUCACAGUGAGACAGGACUGUCACUGUCUUCCAAUGUAGCGAUAGGAAGUGUCCAUGCAGGAUCAACGUUCCCAGCGAUUCAGGGGGCUUCCUUGACAACUCUGUCCUCACAGCCCAACUCCCUUGUUACAGGGAGUUUUCCUGCCGAGGAUGAGCAGCACAGUCAGCCUGUGAGCCCCCAGGGUCUGCACUACCUCCACUCCGCAUACCGAGUUGGGAUGCUGGCUCUGGAGAUGCUUGGCCGAAGAGCUCACAACGACCAUCCCAACAACUUCUCCCGCAGCCCACCCUACACGGAGGAUGUAAAAUGGCUCCUUGGGUUAGCUGCAAAGUUAGGUGUAAACUACGUGCAUCAGUUUUGCGUUGGUGCGGCCAAGGGGGUGCUGAGCCCUUUUGUGCUCCAGGAGAUCAUCAUGGAAGCUCUACAGAGGCUCAACCCUGCCCAUGUGCACAACCACCUGCGCACCCCAGCCUUCCACCAGCUGGUGCAGAGGUGCCAACAGGCCUACAUGCAGUACAUCCAUCAUCGGCUGAUCCAUCUCACUCCAGCUGACUACGAUGACUUUGUGAAUGCCAUCCGCAGCGCCAGAAGCGCCUUCUGCCUGACUCCCAUGGGCAUGAUGCAGUUUAAUGAUGUUCUCCAGAACCUAAAACGCAGCAAGCAGACAAAGGAGCUGUGGCAAAGGGUCUCUCUGGAAAUGACCACCUUCUCGCCGUGACAGCAGCCCUCAUACAGAUUGCACUGCUUCCAUAUGACAGACCCUGUCAGAGUUGUCUUCCAGCAGCUGCAGAGCCCAAACAGAGGAAGAGCCAGAGAAUCUCACCUCAGGCUGACAUUGACUGAACAAGCAGCUCAGUGGUAUGAGGCACAGGUCGGUUGUUUCAGAAGUUUCUAGUCUUUUCUCUGAAGAAAUUCCUCAGAGUGAGCAGACAGAGAUGGGAGCUGUGUGGAGCUGCUAUACCCUCAUUUAUUCAGGUCUUCCAGAACACACUUUCAGUCUUGGAUCUCUGCAUCUGUUAAUCUGUUGUUGUUCCUGAGCCAUAUCCCAUGGAAAUAUAUCUGAGCCAGGACAGGAGAAAGUAGAAAGUGAGAAAGGAGAUGGUGAUGGUGAUGUUUUUUCUCGCCAUGUGGCUGGGAGGUUCUUGAGGUAUUUUUCUUUUAUGAGAGAUGAGAUGAGCCCUGGUGGCCCCAGAAGCAUUAAGCUACUAUUAAGGCAGAAAAAUUAUUACCCAGUGCAGUCUUGUUAGUUUGGUCACUAUUCCAGGAAUGGGGAAAAUACUGAGGCUCAGAAGUUCUGAAAAGACAUUUCAGAAGAUGACCUGUAAGAGAGCAGAGGUUGCAGCCAACUCAAAUUUCCUUUGACUUCAGUUAAUCCAUGUGUUUUUUCACUCAGAGUAAAUGUUCUCUGGGUCCUCACACUUACCAGCAACAUGUGAAGUAGCUGCAGUGAAGGCCAGCUGCCACAAAAGCUGGAUGCUUUAGAGCUCUUCUAGAAAUGGUUUUACAUAGCUGAGAAGCUGUUCUCUGUGUUGGCUACCACCUCUUCCCAGGCUGGGCAGCAUAUGCUGAAUUUAGUCAGUACUAAUAGCUACAGGUAUUUGUCUGGAUAGGGCCUGGCCCCCACUUGCAUGAAGACAGAAGAUAUUCUGUGAUGGGUUAUUGCAAUGGGUUAUUGCCACGUUUGGUGAAGUCUAAUUCACUGUCUGUUCCUUGAAGGUAAGAUGAAUGAGGUCUUCAGACUACUUCCUGUGUUCUCUGUUCACAAUGACUUGCUUUCACUUGCCAGAUUUGUUUCCUCUUGUGACCACAGGAAUUAUACUUUCCCUUUUAGCUUUUAGUGUCUCUGGAAAUAACAGGUCACUUCAGUGGGGAGUUGGAGAAGUAAAAUUUGUACAGGUGCAGAUGAAACCAGCUGAGAAAUGGCUGAUGUCUUUACCGCAAGAUACCUGUAGGGCGGUUUUCACUGUCCUGCUAGUGUUGAAGAUCAAACUGCUUAAUAGUCCUAAUUAGGGCAGUGCGCUAAGAGCAGCCUUGUACUCUGAGUUAACCCACUGUCUGCACUUGAAGUUUCAUGGGUACUUGAGCUAAACAAUCUGGCAUGGUGCACAGAUGUGCAUUUUGAUGCUUUGUCCAAGAAUCAGUACAUGCAGAUAAAAGCAGAUGGUGUUCCAGUGUUAGGAUACUUACAAGCAACUCCUUAAAGAUGGAAAUUCCCUCUGUGUCUCAUUUUAUAUAUAUAUAUCUAUCUAUCUACACAGUGGGGGCCACGUAUAAAAAAAUGUCAGGGAGAGGGUGUGAGAAGAUACAGAUGAGGUACUGUAAGUGAAAGGGCCUUCCCCCCCUCCCCUUCCCUGAGGACAUUAGUGGGUGGCCAGGUAGUGUCUUUACCCUUUACCCUUGUCUUUGUAUGCACUCUUACCCUGUAUCUGAGACAGCAGUGUUUCUAGAACUUAACCUGUUGAUCCCUGCACAGUUUCUGAGUGUUCAGGGGUAAAAUCUUGGCAUUAGUGUGGUUGGUAGAAGACAUGCCAACAUUGCAUCUGGACUUUUGGCUGUUUGGCUCGUUGGAAGGAAUAGUGUGACUUUUGCUCUUAUGGAAUGGAUAAAAUAAAGGGUUUAGUCAUUGCAAGCCUUAUUCCUUGGAAGACAUCUCGUGCUGCAGGUACCCUUUUUCUGUGUAGAUCAGGCAUGCCAACCUCUGAGAGGGCUGAUUCCCCUCCUCCCUCUCUGGACGUGCUCGCCUACAACUAUCUUUCUUGCCUGUGGAAGUUUUCCUUUGGAAGCACUUUCCAGGAAUAUGAGUUAGCAGAACAGUAUUUGCCUUUGGACUUCAGUGUCUUUACAGCCCAUGAACAAGUUGAGUUGGAGUUGUCAUCUGAUGAAGCAACGUGCCUAGCAACAGGUACAGCUGCAGUUAGCUGAAAAGCGCGUUUCUGUCUAGUUUUCUUUAUUGUCAUUAAUAUUUAUUUGGGAUAUGUAUUUUCCAUUCAGAAAUAGCCUCCUGGGGAGUUGUUGAACCUAAACUGUUUAAUUCUUUGUGUGGGUUUGGAUUUUAUCAAGCCUAGCACUGUUGUAUUUCGGAGCAGAAUACAGGCUUUUACUUUCCCAGCUUAUUUAGCACUAGCUCGGCUAUGGCUACACAGUGCUAGAGUGCACCGGACAGCCUUGCAAACCCCAGAGUCAAUGGAAAUAGAGUAAGCCUUGAAGUAUCUAUAAAGUUUAUCACCACCUCCUGCUAUAAAUCAGUCAGCUGUAACAGGACAUCAAUUUGAAAUCGUUUUAUGUAGGAGUUGGGAAGUUGUAUUUUUCUUACCUAGGCGUUAAGAGAAGGGCAGGGUAUUAAAAUGAAUUUUCCAGGAUGCAUCUGGGGGGAAGCGUGCCGAAACAGAAGUGUGCUUACAGUCUGCUACUGAUGCCUUUCCUUUUUUCAGCUUAGUU